CCCAAGUGCAUCGACGGUAUAUAGUGGGUCACGUGAAUAUGAGGUCAACAAAACGUGUGGCUUGUGACCCUGAAUGUCUGCUCAUGAAUGCAACCCUGACCUGCACCGGCCCUGGACCCGACAAAUGUACAGCGUGUGCUAACUACAAAGAUGGGCCGCACUGUGUACCACGCUGCCCGCAAGGCGUACCGGGAGAGAAAGACAUACUCAUUUGGAAAUAUGCUGACGAGAUCCAUGUGUGCCAGUCCUGUCAUGAGAACUGCACCCAGGGUAUCCGUGCACAUCAUGGGGAGCACGUGCAAACUCCACACAGAAAGACCUUCUGGCUCAGCCGGGACAUCUUGCUGUGAGGCGACAGUGCUACCCACUGAGCCUCCGUGCCUGUUUUUGAUGAUUUAUAAAUAAAUAUAUAAAUAAUUAAACACAGGAGGAAGUCCCCGCCUCCUGAGACAUUGCUACGGAGCCGAUACCCCGGAGGAAGGAUGAGCGGGCUGUCAAAGAGCCCUCACCGCUGUGGGAUUUCUGCAAAGCCAUUGAACUGAGCAGAAUCUCAGAUCUCAGGAAUCUGAGGAACUCGCUGGCGUUCGCCUUGGUUGUGGAGGGCUGGCUGCCGUCUGAGAGCGAGUGGAGGAGUCGUCUCCGUUUGCCUGAGGCCGCAGCCUGCAAUUUUUCUUUACCAACUCUCUGGGUUUCUGGUUCUGCCUUUCAUGACGGACGGUAUCUUAUUUUCAAACAGUUUUAUGUAAGGAUCAAUUCCUGGAACCAGUCAUGGAGGAGGAUCUUUUUCCAAAUCCAUCCGCUUGGCUGGAUCCUUUUCCAUGCAUGAAGAGACCAGAUCUCUGCAUUCUGUGAAGAGGGGAGAGAUGUCCGGUUAUUAUUGUAAGUGUUAUACUUUGUGUAAAUUAUCAUAUUGUUUUAAGCAGUAAUAAUAUCCUCUCACCUUUGGAAAUGUCUUCCAUGUACCUUCGCUCAGCAAACAUCCGAGCGAAGUUAUUGUAACGGUAGUUCCCAAAUAGCAUCAUGCACAACAGUACUAAAGAUACACUGUUGCAGGCUUGCCAUGAUACCUGUGAUGGUUGAAAAACUUAGGAGGAGAAUAAACUUUUGUGCCUGGAAGAAAGAACAAGAUUUCGUCCUUUGCAUUAAAUUUGUAUAUAUAUAUAGCUUUUUGGCUAUUUAUUCACCAUAGAUUUGUGAAAUAAUAUGUACCACUUAAUUUCACAUAAGGAGAUUUCUUCAAGUGUUUGCUACAAUCAAAGUCUAUUAAUUUGACCUGCAAGGUGUUUGGGUUGAUGAGCAGGUUGAUUCCAGUUUGAUGUCGUGGUGGAAAACGCCCCUUUCACUGCAGACGUCAUUUAACUGACGUCUUGGGACGUCUUGUGACCAUACGUCCAC
Molecule: messenger RNA, 1395 nt
Organism: Pimephales promelas (fathead minnow)
Lineage: Eukaryota; Metazoa; Chordata; Actinopteri; Cypriniformes; Leuciscidae
Source: RefSeq, a predicted model, not a curated record